Xylaria bambusicola is the source of this 831-nucleotide messenger RNA. Its product is annotated as putative short-chain dehydrogenase. Gene Ontology annotation, cellular component: intracellular anatomical structure. Lineage: Eukaryota; Fungi; Ascomycota; Sordariomycetes; Xylariales; Xylariaceae. Bases 1 to 831 code for a protein of 276 amino acids. Gene Ontology annotation, molecular function: oxidoreductase activity, acting on NAD(P)H, oxygen as acceptor. The record is from RefSeq and is a predicted model, not a curated record. The transcript has 5 exons.
AUGUCUAUGGGAUUCGAGGAUUGCGGGGUAGUGAGAGAUGGAUUCCCCCGACCCAUCCCGGAUACAUCUCCCAAUGUCUUGGAGCAGUUUCGCAUGACGGGCAAGGUGGUUGUCGUGACUGGAGCUGCGGAUGGUAUCGGGUAUGCCGUAUCAGAGGCAAUGGCCGAGGCUAACGCCAAUGUCGCCUUGUGGUACAACUCCAACGAUGCUGCCAUCAAGAAGGCUAGGAACUUGGCUGAUAUCCACGGCCUGAAGACGUGCGCGUACAAAGUUGACAUCUCCAACCCUCAAGAGGUCCAAGACGGGAUCAAUAAGGUCUUGCAAGAUUUUGGUAGAAUAGAUGUUUUCAUUGCCAACGCUGGAAUGGCAAUAUCGAAACCUAUUCUGGAACAAACACUUGAGGAGUACAGGAAGCAGAUGUCGGUUAACGUUGACGGCGUGGUAGUCUGUGCAAAGUACGCUGGCGAAGUGUUCAAGCGCCAAGGCACGGGAAACCUCAUUAUCACAUCAAGUGUGAGUGCGCACAUCGUCAACGUACCAACAGACCAGCCUGUAUACAAUGCUACGAAGGCUUUCGUAACGCAUUUUGGCAAGUCUUUAGCGCGCGAAUGGCGAGACUUUGCCCGAGUCAACAUUGUUUCGCCUGGGUUCUUCGAUACAAAGAUGGGCGCUAGCCCUGCUGUGGCCAAUGAGGCCUAUCGAAUGGCUGUUCUGGGACGACAAGGCCAUGUCAAGGAGAUCAAGGGUUUGUAUCUGUAUCUUGCCAGCGAUGCCUCGACCUAUACGACGGGUAGUGACGUCAUUAUUGAUGGCGGAUAUGUUUUACCAUAA